GCGCAACCAAAACAAGUGCAGAGGGUAAACAGAGCGUGUUUAUUUUCUUGUUAAAUUUUCGUCUCAGCAUAGAAUUUGGGAAUGGGAAUGCUCUGUAUUUGUUGGUUUCAAUCAUUCCAGCUUUGAGCUCAACCUGUUUGCCAACAAGCUGACCGGCGCAGCUUGGUUUUAAAUAAUUUAGACAGAUACUAUAGUAUAGAAGUAAUGUCAAAGUCAAAAAAGCAAAAGAAGGAAAAGAAACACAAGGAAAAGAAAGAGAGGAGGAAGAAGCACAAGAAACACUCAAGGUCAAAAUCGCCACCCAUGAUUGGCCCCUCUUUGCCCACUGAAAUUGGUCCUUCAGUGGGACCGCUGCCUCCAGCAGUGCCCACGAGCAGCAUGGUUCCAAUGACCAAAGAGCAGUGGGAAGCUAAGCAGAGUCAAAUUAGAAGGGUGCUAGAUCCUGAGACUGGAAGAAUGAGACUUAUUCGAGGCGAGGGUGAAAUAAUUGAAGAACCUGUCAGUCGAUCAAGGCAAAAGGAGAUCAACAAACUAGCAACUCAAAAUGAUGGAGAAGCCUUCCAAAAGACUUUGGCUGCCAAGCUGAAAGUGAAAGUUUCGUGCCACAAGCUGAAGAGAUAUUAAAAUUUAAGUUUGUCACGGCAGGACGGCAGGAAUAUGUAUAUUAUUAAUAUAUUUAUUACAUAAAUGGGCUCAUUUUAAACUGCAUUAUUAUUUGUUACAAAGUAAAAUGCUUGGAAAAAUAUUUGUAUACUGACCGAUUUGAAUCAUUAUAAUAAAGAGAUUGAACCUGUGAAA
Molecule: messenger RNA, 798 nt
Organism: Cloeon dipterum
Lineage: Eukaryota; Metazoa; Arthropoda; Insecta; Ephemeroptera; Baetidae
Product: ADP-ribosylation factor-like protein 6-interacting protein 4
Exons: 3
Coding region: 205-624 (139 amino acids)
Source: RefSeq, a predicted model, not a curated record